This is a messenger RNA of Scedosporium apiospermum, 645 nucleotides long. RefSeq lists its product as uncharacterized. Gene Ontology annotation, molecular function: GTP binding; GDP binding; GTPase activity. NCBI's taxonomy places the organism in Eukaryota, Fungi, Ascomycota, Sordariomycetes, Microascales, Microascaceae. Bases 1 to 645 code for a protein of 214 amino acids. The record is from RefSeq and is a predicted model, not a curated record. Gene Ontology annotation, cellular component: plasma membrane. Gene Ontology annotation, biological process: signal transduction. The transcript is spliced from 4 exons.
AUGGCAUCCAAGUUCCUCCGAGAAUAUAAGCUGGUGGUUGUAGGGGGUGGAGGUGUUGGCAAGUCCUGCCUCACCAUUCAGCUAAUCCAGAGCCAUUUCGUUGACGAAUACGAUCCCACAAUCGAAGACUCCUACCGCAAGCGAUGCGUCAUCGACGACGAGCUCGCGCUUCUUGACGUCUUGGAUACUGCGGGACAAGAGGAAUAUUCGGCGAUGAGAGAACAGUACAUGCGAACCGGCGAAGGCUUUUUACUAGUCUACUCCAUCACGUCGAAGCAGAGUUUCGAGGAAAUCACCCUAUUCCAGCAACAGAUACUAAGGGUGAAAGACAAGGAUUAUUUCCCCAUGGUCGUUGUUGGGAACAAGUGCGAUUUGGAGAGUGAACGAGAAGUCAGCAGGCAAGACGGAGAGUCGCUAGCUAGGUCUUUCAACUGCAAAUUCAUCGAAACGUCGGCGAAGUCGAGGAUCAAUGUCGAUAAGGCGUUUUACGACCUCGUGCGUGAAAUCCGAAGGUACAACCGCGAGAUGCAAGGAUAUUCGACCGGGAGCGGAGGAAUCUCGGGCAUCAACGGUCCACCCAAGCCUAUGGACAUUGACAACGGCGAGCAGGAGGCUGGCUGCUGCUCGAAGUGCGUACUUAUGUAA